AUUAGAACCUGAACAACUCCAUUAUUCUACCAAUGGGUUGGCUUUCAGGUCUAUCAACCGGCCUUUCCAUUGUCCUCAUUUCCCCCCUGGUAUAUGUAGCAUCCGUCGGAUAUUUUCUCCUGGUGCUUCUGGCAGCACCGGUGAUAAAAAUUUGCUCCGUUGUUCUUCACUUGGUCCUGAUACCCUUGCGAAUACUGAGUAAAUUUGAGGCACUAUUUAUCUACCUCGGAGUGGCUUUGCUGACAGGCGUUGGUUUGGGGGUUUUCCUCUAUUUGGCCACCACUUUCACUGUCCAUCUAUUAAAUCGUGCCCUGGGCGCAUCAUCAAGGACUCGACCGGGACUCGAAUUGAGAUCCAAGGACGGUCUACGUCGUCCGCUCAAGGAUGCUAAGACUGUAUACCAAGGUGACUCUACUUUAUCCAACGAUGAUUCCUGGAUGGGCUGGGGCUGGCAAAAAGAGGCGAGUCUUUUGAACAAUGGAGGACUUUUGUCAGGAACGAUUCUAGAAGAAGAAGAAGAGUCCAGCCAGGACUCUAAUUUCGAGAGCAAAUCCUAAGGAAGUCUUUUAAUAUAAUAAUAAAAUUGGAUGUGUGCUUCUCGAGGUUGACUAGGAGUUCUAGAUCAUGGAGCUAUCUAGGUGCUUAAAUUGACUUUAAUGUAUCAUGAAACAUGGCGUUGGUGCUUCCUACAGCAAUCUAAUUGUUUACUAGGGAAUGAUCUUAACAACAUUCAUUUCU
Molecule: messenger RNA, 738 nt
Organism: Aspergillus ochraceoroseus IBT 24754
Lineage: Eukaryota; Fungi; Ascomycota; Eurotiomycetes; Eurotiales; Aspergillaceae
Exons: 2
Coding region: 33-557 (174 amino acids)
Source: RefSeq, a predicted model, not a curated record